AUUGCCCCCCCCCCUCUCGUUUUGCAGGUAAUAAUUUGGGGUCGCACAGAGAAGUGUCUGAAGGAAACGGCGGAGGAGAUCCGGCAGAUGGGAACGGAGUGCCAUUAUUUUAUCUGUGACGUCGGGAACAGAGAGGAGGUCUACCAACAAGCCAAAUCUGUGCGGGAAAAGGUUGGAGAUGUCACCAUCCUGGUGAAUAACGCGGCGGUGGUCCAUGGGCGGAGUCUGAUGGACAGUGACGAUGACGCUCUUCUCAAGUCCCAACACAUCAAUACAUUGGGCCAGUUCUGGACCACCAAGGCUUUCCUGCCCCGCAUGCUGGAGCUACAAAACGGACACAUUGUUUGUAUAAACUCUGUUCUGGCGUUAUCGGCCAUCCCAGGAGCCAUCGACUACUGCACCUCCAAGGCCUCCUCCUUCGCUUUCAUGGAGAGUUUGUCCUUGGGGCUUCUGGACUGCCCAGGAGUCAACACCACCACAGUAUUACCCUUCCAUACCAACACCGAGAUGUUCCAGGGAAUGAGAGUUCGGUUCCCCAACAUCUUCCCACCUUUGAAGCCGGAGACGGUGGCCAGGAGGACGGUAGAAGCCGUUCAGAAGAACCAGGCGCUCCUCUUACUCCCGUGGACGAUGCACCUCCUUGUUAUCUUGAAGAGCGUCCUCCCUCCAGCAGCACUUGAAGAAAUUCACCGGUUCUCCGGCUCCUACACUUGUAUGAACACCUUCAAAGGACGGACAUAGACCCCCUUCUGCACCCAGGAAGAUUUCAGCAAAGUGAGAGAGACUCCCCUUGACUGAUCCAGACAAGACUUGAGGAGCGGCGUCCGUCCAAUGAGGAGGAGGAGCCUCUGAAAUGAGGAGGAGCCCCCAGGUGGCCCCUGUCAGGCCCCGAUGGACUGCGAUGGAGGACGAGCGGAGAUUAUUUUCUAUGUUUUAGUAGUUUUAUUGUCUCGCCGGGGACAGAAAAUAUUUCAAUGUUUUUAUUGGACGAUGAUGGACAUGUGGGUACUGCGGCCUCUGUACGGGGGGGGAGGGGCGACGCUUGUGGGGUCCUUCUGACGUUUGCUGUGUCUCCAUUUUAUUGUGCGGAUUUGCCCCCCCCCCCCCCUCCCAGUUAUCGGCUGUUCUGGACUCCUAUUGGCUGAUGGCACCUGAAAUGCAGCCGGAGGCGGGACAUGUGGUCUGUCCUUCGUAGAGCCCCUGAUUGGCUGCUGCAAGCAGAUGACCCUCCCCCCCAGCUGUGCUCAGAUAUAGAGAGCAGCCGACCGGUGAGAAUGGCGCGGGUUCCCCGAGGUCGCCGGAGAAGAUUCACUAUAAAAGUUCUGCGCCCCUCCCCCGCGCGGCGGGAAGAUCAGAGAAAAAUAUUUUUAUGGAUUCUGUACAGUUUUAUGUUUUUAAUAUUUAAGAAUAGAGAGAAGAAAAGGAUUUCGCUUUGUUGGGUUUUCCGUCACUCGCUGUCCCGCAAU
Molecule: messenger RNA, 1466 nt
Organism: Rana temporaria (common frog)
Lineage: Eukaryota; Metazoa; Chordata; Amphibia; Anura; Ranidae
Gene: DHRS3
Product: dehydrogenase/reductase 3
Exons: 5
Coding region: 88-741 (217 amino acids)
Cellular component (GO): lipid droplet
Molecular function (GO): oxidoreductase activity, acting on the CH-OH group of donors, NAD or NADP as acceptor
Source: RefSeq, a predicted model, not a curated record